Messenger RNA from Thamnophis elegans (Western terrestrial garter snake), 3386 nucleotides. It is a transcript of the gene ABHD10, whose product is annotated as abhydrolase domain containing 10, depalmitoylase. Bases 61 to 930 code for a protein of 289 amino acids. Gene Ontology annotation, molecular function: palmitoyl-(protein) hydrolase activity; hydrolase activity, hydrolyzing O-glycosyl compounds. Lineage: Eukaryota; Metazoa; Chordata; Lepidosauria; Squamata; Natricidae. The record is from RefSeq and is a predicted model, not a curated record. Gene Ontology annotation, biological process: protein depalmitoylation. The transcript has 5 exons. Gene Ontology annotation, cellular component: mitochondrion.
CGCUGGCAAAGCAGCCGAAGGAAAAGGCGUGUGCCCGUUCCGCCGUCGGGCAGGAGGGACAUGGCAGUAGCGGGCGUUACGAGAGUAUUUUCGCGGGGGAAGCAGAAAUGGGGUUCAUCUGUCGCUCAUAGGACAGGCUUAGGCUUCCCUCAGUUAUUGGGUUGUAAACAGAAAUCAUCACACAGUGUGCUUAACCGGUCUGAUCAACCCAAGCUAGCUUAUAAUAAGCUGAAAGGCAGGAGUCCAGGGGUUGUCUUCCUGCCUGGUAUUUUUUCAAAUAUGAAUGGUGUAAAGGCACUUGCAUUAGAAGAUUUCUGCAAAUCAGUUGGUCAUGCUUUUGUAAGGUUUGAUUACAGAGGCUGUGGGAGUUCAGAAGGCAGUAUAAAAGAGUGUACUUUAGGAAAGUGGCGGAAAGAUGUGCUUUCAGUGUUGGAUGAACUCACAGAGGGACCACAGAUUUUAGUUGGUUCCAGUUUGGGUGGAUGGUUGAUGCUUCAUGCUGCAAUUGCCCGUCCAGAAAAAAUAGCUGCACUAGUUGGAAUAGCUGUAGCUGCAGACCAUCUUAUAUCAACUUUUCAACAACUUCCUCUAGAGGCAAAAAAAGAAAUAGAAGAAAAGGGUGAAUGGAAACUCGCAACCAAACACAAUGAAGAAGGAUUUUACUCUGUGCCAUAUGAACUCAUUCAGGAAGCAGAAAAUCACUGUGUGUUGAGCAGUCCGCUACCUAUUACGUGUCCUGUAAGACUUAUCCAUGGCUUAAAGGAUGAAGAUAUUCCAUGGCAGAUUUCUAUGAAACUUGCAGAGAAUAUUGUCAGUGCAGAUGUGGAUAUUAUUCUCCGCAAAUCUGGCCAACAUCGGAUGAAAGAGAAAGAUGAUAUCAAAGUUAUUGUAUAUACUGUGGAAGAUUUAAUUGAGCAGCUAAGUACUUAAUAUGAAUUGUGUUGUACCUAAGUUUACAUAUUGUUCUAGAAGAGAAAAAGAAAAUUUCAAAAGGUGACUGGUCAACUUGAACAAGCUGGAGCUUUAAAAAAAUUUUUUUUUCUGUAAAUACACUAAUUUCUUUAUGCUGCAUUUGCACAAGUAAUAAAAUGAAGAAAUGCUACUGUUAACCACAUUUUACCACAUAUAAAUCAUCACUAUGCAAUAUGCAUUUCUAAUAUUUUGUACUCUGAUUGAUUAAUGUCAAUAAAUAGUAUGCUUUUUAUCUUCGGGUGCAGCAUGACUUAUUUUCCUUUUUAUACCUUAAAUGCAAACUAUACUGUUCUUCCAACUGAUUUGUAAAAUAUAGGUUUUCUGUGCAUGUUAGAAUUUUAGCUAAAAUUAUUUCUUAUGUGUAUGUGUAUACGCAUAUAAUUUGGUAUUUUUUACAUUGGGAAAUAUUAAAAACUAGGGAUAAAUAUGCUCUCUAUUGAAUUAAUUUAAAUUAUUAAUUUUUAUGUCUAUGUUCCCACUUUCUACCUGUACUCAAGACAGAUUACUUUGAAAUACUGGUUAUUUUCAGGAAAUAGAAAUUUAUGAAACAGUUUGGUUUGCAAUUUGCAUUGAAGAAGUAACUUUCAAUAACAUAAAUUCCAUUGAUAACAUUACAUCCUAAGCAGAAUUAUUUAUAUAGAUUUUAGUGAAGCUUUCUUCUAAAUAUAUUGCCUGCAUAGAGUUGGAAAUGUUGCACUAAAUCAGUUGCAAAAACUUCUUGUUGUUUAUUAAAAAGAAACAAAAGAAAAGGAUCACAUUACAAUAUUAUUAGUAUUUGCUGAUUAUUUACUAUUAUUUAAGGUUACAGAAGAUUUUGAGAUUAAUUUCCAGUAUGAUGUCCCAAUUUGGACUGGAAUGCCCUGUCUGAGUGAGACUACCUGAUCAUUGCCAACAACGCAUUCCUUGUAAGAAGUUGAAUUCUGAGUCAUAGAGCAGGGGUCACCAACCCGCAGGCUUUGGCCCUUUACUGGGCUGGGACUUUCCAGGACCGGGCCCCACAAGCAGCCUUCCUAGAACAUGUGCACAUGCAGCUCAACUUGUACAAGUUGAGUUUUGCACAGAUGUGCAUGCACGCUGGCUUGUCACUCGCACAAGUUGGAACCUGCUGGAAUAGAAAGUAAAACUAAUGUUUACACAGCCUUAGUUGUAAAUGGUCAAACUCUGUUUUGGACUGCUUCUACUGGUAGUUUUAAAAUUUAUAAUACAAUUGUUCAGUUAUUUCAUACAUUGAGCUACCAUUCUAUUAUUUGUAAGUGAUAAGGAUCCUCAGAAUAAAGUUAAUUUGUAUAAAACCUUUUGACCUACAUAAUACUUUAACUUUACCUGAUCAUUCCUAGGAAACAUUGUUCAACAUUAGGCAAUGCUAUUCAAAGUUUUAUUUCUUACAAAAGCUAUGUAUAUGUAAGAUUGUUUUUCCCUAGUUGAACAGAAAAUAAAUUCAGGUACCAUUAAAAGUCAGUCAUAACAACAGGAGUUUAGUAAAUUACUAACCUCCUGUUGUUAAUGGCUGACUUUGUAUGUUACAAGACAAACAUUGAAUCCAUUUCAGCUGCAAAACAGGUGACAUGGAGCAUGAAAGUAAAGAUUCAAAUAUUCAAUAGCUAAGUAUAUGGCAGUUUGUAGAUAUCUUGUUGCUAACUAUUGCAAAUAGAAUUACCUAAGCACAUAGUUUUUGAAGGACUUUGACAAAGAUAUAUAAUGCAGAUGAGUGAGAGCGGGAGGAGAGGUAUUUUACAUGUUGUAAAAUGUUCUAAAUCACAAAAAUUAGGAAGUAGUAUGAAAUUAGUGGACCUAAAUUCAUUAUGGGUAAUUAAUCAUGAAGUACGUACAGGAGAAAUACAUAAGUCUGGAACGACUUUCAGAUUUAUUAUAUUGUUAUAAAAAGAAAACUUUUGGCUUAAAACAAAGUCCCAAUAGCUUGUUUUCCAGAAAUCAAACAUCAGCAGGAAAUGAGGGCAAUAUAAAACUAAUGUUAUACAGAUCUAAUUAUUUCAUUAUUUUGACAUUGGUUCUAUCUUGGCUAUAGAGCAGUAAAUUUGAAAGCAGAAUCUAGAGCAAGUGAUGUUUUCCUUUUUUAUAUAUGCAUAAAAACACACUGACACACACACAUACACACACACUCAUAAUGCAAAAAUGCCUGAAGGCCAAGGAUGUUCCUUUCAGCUGAGUGAGCGAGAGGGUUGGCCUUUGAAAUCUUGUUGCAUUCAUAGUUACAACUGAAUAAACGGCUGUAAUUAUUUUUUUUUACAUCUCAAUGCUAAGAUGUUUGAACGUGACUAGGGGCAUUUAUUUGUUUAUUUAACCAAAGCCAUGCCUCUCCAAUUAUAGACUUUCAAAGAAACUUUAAAAAUGUAGAAUUAUAUCAGUAAUGAAGCAUAGUAUUCUAGGAUGAAAAAAAGUCACACUUUAAAUCA